This is a messenger RNA of Echinops telfairi (small Madagascar hedgehog), 1278 nucleotides long. It is a transcript of the gene SLC25A31, whose product is annotated as solute carrier family 25 member 31. The coding region runs from base 73 to 1029 and encodes 318 amino acids. The record is from RefSeq and is a predicted model, not a curated record. The transcript has 6 exons. Gene Ontology annotation, molecular function: ATP:ADP antiporter activity. NCBI's taxonomy places the organism in Eukaryota, Metazoa, Chordata, Mammalia, Afrosoricida, Tenrecidae. Gene Ontology annotation, cellular component: mitochondrial inner membrane. Gene Ontology annotation, biological process: mitochondrial ATP transmembrane transport; mitochondrial ADP transmembrane transport.
AGGUCCUUCGGGUGCCCUCACGCGCUCACGGUUUUGAACUUCGGCGGUCAAGACUGAAGUUUGUUGCCCACCAUGCAGCGUGAGCCUGGGAAGAAGAAGGGAAAGGACACGCGGCUGUUUGACCCCAAGUCUUUCGGGAGGGACCUGCUCGCAGGCGGUGUCGCGGCCGCCGUGUCCAAGACAGCAGUGGCGCCCAUCGAGCGGGUGAAGCUGCUGCUGCAGGUGCAGGCAUCGUCCAAGCAGAUCAAACCCGAGGCGCAGUACAAAGGCAUGAUCGACUGCCUGGUGCGCAUCCCUCGGGAGCAAGGAUUUUUAAGUUACUGGCGUGGCAAUUUAGCAAAUGUUAUUCGGUAUUUUCCAACACAAGCUCUGAAUUUUGCCUUUAAGGAUAAAUAUAAAGAACUUUUCAUGUCUGGAGUUAACAAAGAAAAACAGUUCUGGAGGUGGUUUUUUGCAAACCUGGCUUCUGGUGGAGCUGCUGGGGCAACGUCCUUAUGUGUAGUAUAUCCACUAGAUUUUGCCCGAACCCGAUUAGGUGUUGAUAUUGGAAAAGGUCCUGAUGAACGACAAUUCAAGGGUUUGGGUGACUGUAUUAUAAAAAUAGCAAAAUCAGAUGGAAUUGUUGGCUUGUACCAAGGGUUUGGUGUUUCAGUUCAAGGCAUCAUUGUCUACCGAGCAUCUUACUUUGGAGCUUAUGACACAGUUAAGGGAUUAUUACCAAAACCAAGGGAAACUCCAUUCCUCAUCUCCUUUUUCAUUGCUCAAAUUGUGACUACAUGCUCUGGGAUACUCUCUUAUCCUUUUGACACAGUUAGAAGACGCAUGAUGAUGCAGAGUGGUGAGUCUGAACGGCAAUAUAGAGGAACGUUGGAUUGCUUCAUGAAGAUAUACAAAUUUGAGGGGAUCAGAGCAUUUUUUCGUGGCGCUUUCUCCAAUAUCCUUCGUGGUACAGGGGGUGCUUUGGUGCUGGUAUUAUAUGAUAAAAUUAAAGACUUCCUUAAUAUUGAUAUUGGAGGUAGUUCACAAUGAGAUUAAAUAGAGAGAUUUAGCUUUUUGAACAAAUUGCAAAUUACAUAGCUGCCAUUUGUAUACAUUUUGAGAGAGUAUGUUAUUUGCUGUCAGUGUUUUCUUAAAGUGCUAAUUCUGUAAUAAAGUAUAGGCUCUUUUCAAGGACUUAAAUACUUGUAUACAACGAAGAGUAGACAUACUUGUAUACAACGAAGUGUAGACUUCCUUCCCCUCAAACUCACAUUCACUUUAAUGAGACAUGUAUAAGCA